Molecule: messenger RNA, 1455 nt
Organism: Ogataea philodendri
Lineage: Eukaryota; Fungi; Ascomycota; Pichiomycetes; Pichiales; Pichiaceae
Exons: 1
Coding region: 1-1455 (484 amino acids)
Cellular component (GO): cytosol
Molecular function (GO): mRNA binding
Source: RefSeq, a predicted model, not a curated record
AUGGGUAAAGGAGACGUUAAGAAGGCUGUUAAGUCAGCCAGCAAGGAAAAGAAGGGGAAGACCGAUGUGAAGGCCGUGAAGAGCAAGAAGGAAGUGAAGGAGGUGAAGAAGGCCGUUAAGGCCAAGGAGGAGAGCGAGAGUGAGAGCGAUUCGAGCGACUCGAGCGACUCUGACGAUUCUAGUGAUUCUGACGAUUCUGACGAUUCUAGCGAUUCUAGCGAUUCCAGCGAUUCCAGCGACUCUGACUCUGACGACUCUUCUGACUCUGACUCUUCUGAUUCCGAGUCCGAGGAAGAAAAAAAGGAAGAGAAGAAGCCAGAGCCAAAGAAGGAGGAGUCUGAGAGCUCCGAUAGCGACAGCUCUGACGACUCGGACAGCGACAGCGACAGCUCUGAUUCUGACAGUUCUGACAGUUCUGACGAGGAGGAGGAGAAGAAGGAGGAGAAGAAGGAAGAAAAGAAGGAAGAGAGUUCUGACAGCGACAGCUCUGACUCUGACUCGUCUGAUUCCGAUUCUGAUUCCGAUUCUGAUUCCGACUCUGAUUCCGAUUCUGAUUCUGAUUCUGACUCUGACUCCGACUCUGAGUCUAAGUCCUCGUCCAAGUCAUCGUCCAAGUCUGAGUCCUCGUCCGACUCCUCGUCCGAGUCUGAGUCCGAUUCGCGUAAGAGAAAGGCCGACGCCGAGCCAGAAACCCCAUCCAAGAAGCCUAAGGAGGUCACCACUCUGUUUGUCGGAAGACUGGCGUGGGCAGUCGACGACCAGAGACUCUUGGAGGAGUUCCAGGCGUUUGAUGGUGUUUUGGCAGCCAGAGUGAUGACUGAGCGCGAGACCGGCCGUUCCAGAGGAUACGGAUACGUCGACUUCGAGUCGAAGGAGCAAGCAGAAAAAGCAUUGGAGGAGUUCCAAGGCAGAGAGAUCGAGGGAAGACCAAUUAAUUUAGACAUGUCCACCUCCAAGCCGCAGACCCCGUCCCAGAACCAGAAAUUCCAAGAUAGAGCCAAGAAAUACGGAGACACUCCAUCGCAGCCUUCCGACACCCUGUUCAUCGGAAACCUGUCGUUCCAGGCCGACAGAGACACUUUGAAGGAGUACUUUGACCAGCACGGAACUGUCUUGGGCAUCAGAAUUCCAACCCACCCUGAGUCUGAGCAACCAAAAGGAUUUGGAUAUGUUCAGUUCAGCUCGGUGGACGAGGCCAAGGCCGCUUUGGACGCCUUGAACGGCGAGUACAUUGCCGGCAGACCUGUUCGGUUGGACUUCAGUGCUCCAAGAGACCCUAACGGAGGCUCUCGUGGAGGCACUCCAACUCCUCGUGGAACUCCUCGUGGUGGAUUUGGCGGUAACCGUGGAGGAUUCGGCGGCAACCGUGGCGGAUUCGGCAGAGAACGUUCCAGUGGAAGCGGUGCCAAUUCCGUCCCAGUCGCUUUCAAAGGCAAAAAGAAGACAUUUGACUAA